AUGGCCUCCCGAGGGCUCCUCCCCGGCAUCCUCCUCCUGCUGCUGCCCGUACCCGCCCCCGCCCCCUGCUACACGGCCGCACGCUCUGAGUGCCGGCGCAACCUCAAGUUCGUGCCCGGCUCCUGGCUGGCAGGGGAGGGCGUGGAUGUGACCAGCCUCCGGCGCUCAGGCUCCUUCCCGGUGGACACACAGCACUUCCUGCGGCCCGACGGCACCUGUACCCUCUGCCGCAACGCCCUGCAGCAGGGCGCCCUCCAGCGCCUGCCCCUGGCGCUCACCGACUGGCGCGCCCAGGGCUCGGGCUGCAAGCGCAAAGUGGUCAAGGGUGAGGGUCGCUCCACCGAGGAGGUGGCUGGGGCGGCGGCCGACAGCAUCCGUAACGACUGGCAGGUGGGACUGGACGUGAGUCCCAAGCCCAGCAGCAAGGUGCGCGUGACCGUGGCGGGCUCGCACUCCCGGGCAGCCAACUUCGCGGCCCAGAAGACUCACCAGGACCAGUACCGCUUCAGCCUGGACUCAGUGGAGUGUCGCUUCUACAGUUUCCACCUGGUGCACGCUCCCCCACUGCACCCCGAGUUCAAGAAGGCCCUCAAGACCCUGCCCCCCCACUUCAACGUCUCCACCGAGCCUGACUACCGGAGGCUCAUCUCCAGCUAUGGCACCCACUUCAUCCGGUCCAUGGAGCUGGGCGGCCGCAUCUCGGCCCUCACCGCCCUGCGCACCUGCGAGCUGGCCCUGGAAGGGCUCACGGACCAGGAGGUUGAGGACUGCCUGGCCGUCGAGGCCGAGGUCAGCAUAAGCAGUCACGCCAGUGCCUCGUCGGCAUUCAAGGAGUGUGAGGAGAAGAAGAAACAUCACAAGAUGGGGACUUCCUUCCACCAGGCCUACCGGGAACGCUGUUCUGAGGUCGUCGGCGGCCACCACACGUCCAUGCAUGACCUGCUGUUCGGGAACCAGGCCGGGCCCGAGCAGUUCUCAGCCUGGGUGGCCUCGUUGCAGGACAGCCCCGGCCUGGUGGACUACACGCUAGAGCCGCUCCACGUGCUCCUGGACAGCCAGGACCCGCGGCGGGAGGCACUCAGGCAGGCUGUGAGCAAGUACGUGAUGGACAGGGCACGCUGGAGGAACUGCAGCCGCCCGUGCCCCCCGGGGCAGCGCAAGAACCCUGAGGACCCGUGCCAGUGCGUGUGCCAUGGCUCAGCGGCCACCAACCAGGACUGCUGUCCCAGGAAGAGGGGCCUGGCCCGCCUGGAGGUCAUGAACUUCCUGGCGACGGGUCUGUGGGGAGACUGGACCACUGCCACGGACGCCUACCUGAAGGUCUUCUUCGGUGGCCAGGAGCUGAGGACCGACACAGUGCUGAACAACAACCACCCCAGGUGGAUGACACGGCUGGACUUCGGGGAUGUUGUGCUGACCACAGGGGGCCCCCUAAGGGUGCAGGUCUGGGAUGCAGACUACGGCUGGGACGAUGACCUUCUCGGCACCUGUGACCAGACUCCAAAGUCUGGCUCACACGAGGUGAAGUGCCACCUGAAGCACGGUCACCUGAGAUUCUCCUACCAUGCUAAGUGCUUGCCUCACCUGGCGGGGGGGACAUGCCUGGAGUACGCCCCCCGAGGGCUUCUUGGGGAGCCUCCAGGAAACCGGAGUGGGCCAGUGUGGUGA
Physeter macrocephalus (sperm whale) is the source of this 1668-nucleotide messenger RNA. It is a transcript of the gene PRF1, whose product is annotated as perforin 1. Gene Ontology annotation, biological process: immunological synapse formation; T cell mediated cytotoxicity; defense response to virus. The record is from RefSeq and is a predicted model, not a curated record. Gene Ontology annotation, molecular function: calcium ion binding; wide pore channel activity; pore-forming activity. Lineage: Eukaryota; Metazoa; Chordata; Mammalia; Artiodactyla; Physeteridae. The transcript has 2 exons. Bases 1 to 1668 code for a protein of 555 amino acids. Gene Ontology annotation, cellular component: membrane.